Annulohypoxylon truncatum is the source of this 1854-nucleotide messenger RNA. Its product is annotated as putative pantothenate transporter. The record is from RefSeq and is a predicted model, not a curated record. The transcript is spliced from 9 exons. NCBI's taxonomy places the organism in Eukaryota, Fungi, Ascomycota, Sordariomycetes, Xylariales, Hypoxylaceae. The coding region runs from base 1 to 1599 and encodes 532 amino acids. Gene Ontology annotation, biological process: transmembrane transport. Gene Ontology annotation, cellular component: membrane. Gene Ontology annotation, molecular function: transmembrane transporter activity.
AUGGCAACCGCUAAGACGCCCGAUAUCAAGACCUCGGAGGCGAUAGGAGACUCUGGUUCUAGUAGCGUUGAUGAUGGGUUUCAUCACGCCCGCAGAGGAGAAAUAAUCGACGAUGUAUCUGGUAGUGAAAUUAUUAAUGGAUACGAAGCGGAGCGUAUGCGAGCGAGAACGGCUUUGACGGCGGACGAAGAGAGAAAGCUGAUUCGACGUAUCGACUGGCACCUCAUGCCGUUAUGUUCACUUAUUUUCAUGUUCAAGAAUCUGGAUUCCGAUAAUAUCUCGAAUGCUCGUAUUAUGAAUAAAGGAACUUCUCAAAAUAUCAUGACACAGUUGGCAUUAACAUCUGAUGAAUAUGCCUUGGUUACUGUUCUUUAUUAUAUACCGUAUAUCGUGGGAGAGGCGCCUUCUAACCUGCUUCUUAAGAAAUUCUCUCCUUCGCAUUGGCAAGCAAGGAUUAUGGUUACUUGGGGGAUAAUGUUAGCGUGCAAUGUUGCAGUCAAGAAUAAGGAGGGAUUAUAUGUUACGAGAUUUCUUCUCGGGCUCGCCGAAGCUGGAAUGUUUCCGGGAAUUAUCCUACAAAUGACAUAUUGGUACCGACCGGAUGAGAUGUCUCUAAGGCUUCUCUACUUUUAUAUAUGGGGAAAUCUCAGUGGGAUAUUUAGUGGCAUACUCGCAUUCGCUUUCGACUAUGCUUCAGGGGCAGGAGGUUUGUCUGGAUGGCAAUGGUUAUUUCUUACCGAGGCAAUAGCGACGAUCCUCUUCGGAGUCGCCAUUUGGUUUCUAUUACCGGAUUUUCCUCAGACAUCAUCCUGGCUUACGGAUAAGGAGAAAGCAUUCAUCCAAGCACGCCUGCCCUCAAACGCACCAAGAGCCGCAGAACAGGACUUUAAACUGAGCGAGAUUAUCUCGUCAUUGAAAGAUAAGAGGUUAUGGCUCUUCACUUUUAUAUGGGCAUUCUUCACAGUCGGCACUUCUGGCGUACGCUUCUAUCAACCAACGGUCAUCGCGGACCUUGGCUUCACAACGAUCGCACAGGCACAACUCCUCAACCUCCCCAUCACCAUCCUCGGGCUCAUCGUGAUCGGCGUGACCGGCGUAUUCGCCGACAACGGGCGCGUACCGCGGCCCGUAUUCCCGCUCGUCUUCUUGACCAUUAUCCUGGCGUGCUACGGCGUCAUGGUAGCGUACCCGAGCAACGCGGCCGUGUACGCGGCGACGAUGAUCGGCAACGCCGUGACGGCGGCUUGGUUCCCGAUGAUGUGGCCGUGGCGCGUGCAGACGACGAGCCGGGCGACCGGGUCCGCCUUCUCGAUCGGCUUCGUGAAUAGCUACGGGCAGAUCGGCGGCGCCAUCGGCCCCCAGAUCUUCCGGUCCGCGUACGCGCCCCGCUACCAGGUCUCGUUCGCCGCCGCCAUGGUGCUCGUCGGCUGCUGCAUGGCGACCACCCUGGUCACCUGGUGGGUCACCCGCCGGACCGAGCGGGACACGCGGAGGCUCAAGCUCGCGAGGAUCGCGGCGGCGAAAAGGGACGAUGCGAUUUUGGAUGAUGUGGUGGAUAAUGACUUGAGGAAGAAGGCUGACGGUCCCGCGGAGGUUUGAUUUUCCCUUGGAAAAUGAGAUAGAAGCCCGGAAUGUGUCCCUGGUUAAUAGGUGUUGAUUGCAACCCUUAGGAUCGUGACUAGAAGAUAAAAGGAUCGGCUCAACCAAGAAAUAGAAGAAUCUAAAAUCGAGAUAUCCCCUUCGAAAUCCCACCUUUUUUACUAAUCUCGUUAAAGCAGAUGCUAAGCUAGAGUGUAUUCUUUAGGCUUCGUCGGAACUUCUGGAUGUAGUCGUAAGGCCCUAUGUUAGUCAAAA